GUGGGGUGGGGAUGGCCGCCGCCCGACCCGGUCGGGCGCACCGGUCUCCUCUCUCGGCAGCACACAGCGGCGGCCCGGGAUAGACGGCGGCGGCGCGGCGGAUGGACGACCAGAAGAGCCGUCACAUGGUGAUUGUGCAGUGCACGGGGAGAGGCAGUGCUGCUUUGUGAUUCCCCAGGCUCAAAACGCAUCGUACGGUGUUGAAAAUUGUUUGAAGGGACGGCGAUGGCGCUCCCUGGCCAGUGGGUGGCCAGUGUGCCGUGGCGUUCGGUCCGCCGGAACCGGGUAGCGCUGGCGGCAGCGCUGACCACCCUCGGCGUGGGCCUGCUGACCCUCCUGUCCGCCCAGCACGCCGUCAUCAGCAGCUCAACCUCUCAGCAGCAGCAGCCGCAGCAACCGAUCAGCAAACGGUUCCUGCCGGCCGGUGGGGUGGCGGAGACAGGUGCCAUCAUCUCGCACCUGCUGAGCCAGCGGUGGCGCCAGGGCGCCGAGACGGCCCGCGCGCUGUUCUCCUACCUGGAGCAGCCGGAGCCGUGCUGCCAGCACCUGGGUGACGCCGGGGCGCGCGACCCGCCCUUCUGCCUGGACCCGGCUCUGGCUCCCGGCGGCCGCAGCUGUCUGGUCUACUCGUUCGGCCUCUCCGCCGAGCUCAGCUUCGAGCGAGCGCUGGCGGCGCGCGGCUGUGAGGUGCACGCGUUCGACCCGCGCUGGCCGGCCGGCGAGGGGCGCGGCGAGGCCGGUAUCACCUUCCACCGGCGCGCGCUCUCCGGUGAGAACGAGACCAGCGAGGCCGGCUGGCACCGGGCCACCUUCGGCCAGACUCUGCGCGAACUGGGACACGCCGGCCGUGCUAUAGACUACCUGCGCGUGGACGUGGUGGGUGCCGAGUGGACUUGGCUGGACGCAGAGGAGGAGCAGGCGCUGCGGCAGGUCCGACAGCUCGGCAUGGUCGUCUACUUCAACGACCUGGCCGGAAUAGAGGAGACCUCGCAGAGAAACCGAAACUACAUGCUGAGCUGGUACUACGAUACGUUCGGGCAGCUCUUCGAUCUGGGAUUCUGUCUGGUGAGCUCGCGGGAAGACGCUGAUAACCCGCGGCGCCGCAGGAUUCCCGGACUGGCAGAGGAAAAGGCCACUAUAUGGGAGCUGAUUUGGGUGCGGCGGUGAAUCGCAGAUAUCUAUGGACAAUAACAGUGUAUUCGUGCUUAGUGCGCGUUCGACCAAAACUGUGCAUUGGUGUGUUGUGUAUGUUGAUGCCAAAAGCUCAUAGAUUUAAUUGAAUCAAGUACUGUUGUCGUGUGAUGUGUUUUGCAUCCAAUGCAUUUCUCAUGGCAAUCAUCGAUUGAAGAUGGUGCCGCUGAUUGUGAAAGAACUUUCAGGUCCGCACAUAAAGAAACAUUACCAGGCUCGAUA
Molecule: messenger RNA, 1413 nt
Organism: Amphibalanus amphitrite
Lineage: Eukaryota; Metazoa; Arthropoda; Thecostraca; Balanomorpha; Balanidae
Product: methyltransferase-like protein 24
Exons: 3
Coding region: 226-1167 (313 amino acids)
Source: RefSeq, a predicted model, not a curated record